This is a messenger RNA of Scomber scombrus (Atlantic mackerel), 864 nucleotides long. RefSeq names its product C-C motif chemokine 20-like. The record is from RefSeq and is a predicted model, not a curated record. NCBI's taxonomy places the organism in Eukaryota, Metazoa, Chordata, Actinopteri, Scombriformes, Scombridae. The transcript has 4 exons. Gene Ontology annotation, biological process: cellular response to tumor necrosis factor; inflammatory response; lymphocyte chemotaxis. Gene Ontology annotation, cellular component: extracellular region. Gene Ontology annotation, molecular function: CCR chemokine receptor binding; chemokine activity. The coding region runs from base 118 to 450 and encodes 110 amino acids.
AGGCAGUCACCUCAUUUCCUUUGCCACUGCAAUUGCUGAAAGGAAGAACAGGCUAUUUGCCAGCUAAUCAGCCUCCAGUCAGACGAAAGGACGACCUCUCCAGCUCAGUGAACAGACAUGGCUCCAUGGGGUGAUGGAAAGCUCCUCUUCUGCGUCCUCUUCCUCACCUGCUGCAUAGCGACUUUGGCGCACAUGCCCAUGGACUGCUGCAUGAGUACAAGCAGGCCUACAAUUGUAAAACAAUCAGUUGUAGACUACCGUCGACAGGUCAAGGGACAGGGCUGCCCUAUUGAUGCAAUGAUUUUUUUGACCAGACAUGGGAAGAAACUCUGUUCAGUCACAGACUUGCCGGGGCUCAGUGAGGUGAUGACACAUGUGGAUAACUUGAAGAAACGGUGCAAGGAUGGCACAUAUAAGACCAAACGCUGCUUUGGAGUGAAUCGUGUGUAAAGUGAGAGUGACCUCUGACCUCACAACAUUGCCGCAGCAAGAACAACAGAGCAAGGGUGGAAUACCCCAAAAGGAGCAAAGGGUGGAUCACACCAAUAAUAAAUAGAUGUCUUUUCUCUCUUUUUUUUUUUUACAGAAAAGCUUUUUUCAUAUUUCUCUUGUCUGUAUUACAUCAAAUAGAUUUGGUACAUAUGGUUCAUUCGGUACAUUCACUUUAGUUGUAAAAAAAAAUAAAGCACUUUGAAGGAUUUUUAACAUUUUCUGUGGUAUUACUGUUUUCAAUGGCUAUAGAAGAAACUGAAUCUUAAUUUAAAAUGUGAAAAUGUGUGUGUACCUCAAUAAGUUAACUCUGCAAAACUGAGCUUUUUUAUGUAAAUUUUAUACCUUUUAAAAAUAAAGUCUAGUUUUCCCAAA